UCGGCGCUGCCACCGUCCUCGCUGGACGCGCCACUGGCAGCGACCAAGGCGCUAUUGACGCGCCCAGGCCCGUUCGUCCACACGUGGCCGCAUCUCGGCUUUGAUGACCUCCACAGCGACCGCGCGGCGCUUGCUCUCGAGGCGCUGCCGGCUCUAGUCUCUCUUCUGGAGCUAGCGACCGAGCGCACCCAUUGGUCAAUGUCAGCGCCCGAAACAAUGGUCUUGGCCGACGUUGUCGCGUCGUGGCCGCUCAAGCUGACGUACAUCGACACGCGGUGGUCGCUCCCUGCGAACGCACGAUAUCCACUUACUCUGGACAGCGACGAUGUUUGCAACUUGCUGCGUCGCUGCACGCGCCUCCGGUCCGUCACCUUGUUUGCGACCGAGGAGGUAGCCGCCGUGCUAGCCGCCAUGACAACGCCAGCCCAUCGAUUGCAAAAGCUGCAUCUUGCGUACGAGGGCACGCUGACGCUCGACUGGGCAACGCUGCUGCAGCCAUGGCUGUCGAGUGGCCACGCGCGUCAUGUCUCGUUCAACAAAGCCCCAGCAGCCGAUAUGGCGGGGCUGGCACGCGCACUUGCGACCACGUCGUCGCUCAGAAGCCUCGCAAUCCUCGAAAACGACGCGCUCAUCCGCGCCUUCUUGGCGCUACGGAUGCCAUUGCAUCAGCUGACAAAGCUGCAUCUCAGUACGCACAGGUCCAAGCUCCUCCGUCAGUUUCUAAAACUAUGUGCUUUGGCCUCGCUCACGUCGUUUGCGCUGGAUUGCUAUGCCAGCUUUGCCACUGUGACGCUGUUUGUGUCGCACAUGCCGGCACUGCGCCACCUCUCGCUCGGGUUUUGUUUCUUCGGUGCCGACGCGGACGAUGCGUCGCGCUGGCCGCACCUUGAAAGCAUCGAGUUUUGCGACGUCGACUUUGGAAGCGGUGCGCGCGACGCUGUGCUGGCCUACCUCGCGCGCGUGCAAGGCCUUCAGAAAAUGUCGUUUGAUCAUUGCUACACUCUGUGCCGGCCCUUUGUCGGCCUCUCCCGCACACUCGUUCGCUUGAUCAACGACGGACUCACGCUCGCCAGCUUCGAGUCAACGGCGCUCGACGACGUGGAUGCGUCCCACCUUGCACUUGUGCUGCGUCGAAGUCGGAAUCUGUUGCCCUUCACGCUCAACGUCAUGGGCGAUGAUUUUACCAUGGUCGGGAUCCGCACGCUGCUACUCGCCCUCGCGACGUGCGCGUCUGUCUGCAUCAAGAUCGACAUUUCCCCUUAUUGCUUUGAAGAAGAAAUCGAAGCCUUCUUGGCCGCCCAUGGCAUGUCGUCCGUCUUGGAGAACGCGUCCUCCUAUGCGCUCUAUAGUCCAUCGAGGGUUUUAGAAGCAUAAUUGCGCUGCACACGAUUUGCUUCAUUUGGAAUAAGAUCUCGGUGGUGCAAAGU
Saprolegnia diclina VS20 is the source of this 1427-nucleotide messenger RNA. RefSeq lists its product as hypothetical. The record is from RefSeq and is a predicted model, not a curated record. The coding region runs from base 199 to 1374 and encodes 391 amino acids. The transcript has a single exon. Lineage: Eukaryota; Oomycota; Saprolegniomycetes; Saprolegniales; Saprolegniaceae.